ACAAAAAAUUAUGACAUCUAGCUUGACAUUUACAAGGUGCAGGGUUUUACAGUUGACACAUCGAAGCUGUCGACUUGUUAGUCAGACAUGUAGUAUUGGAACAUCAAGCAAUCAUGCGCCAGAAGAGGAACAAGAACCGGAUGAAGAAAGAACCCUGCAGUAUGAUGAUCUUUACCCUGGACACAUCCCUACAACAUUAUUCCAGAAAGUUCUUUUAUCAGCUGGAUCAGCUGCAAUGUCUUUAUAUGAUCCAAGAAGAGAUGAUAUGAUAUCCACUCUAGGGGAGACCACAGGAUAUUUUGCUCUGAAGAAAAUGAAACAGAAAAUGUUGGAAGAUCCUGUUGGCAGACAAAUUAUUGAGGAAGAGCCAGAAAUUAAUACAUCCACUUUAUCUAUAGAUUACUUAGGGAGUUUAUCAGAGGAAACUUUUGGUAAAAAAUACUGGAAUUUUCUCAGUAAAAAUGGUUUCUCCCCUGAUGCAAGACUUCCUGUACAUUUUGUAGAUGAUCCAGAAUUAAAAUAUGUUAUGUUACGAUAUAGACAGACACAUGAUUUAUUUCACUCUGUACUGGGAAUGCCUCCUCAUAUGUUAGGAGAAGUAGCGGUGAAAUGGGUGGAAGCUAUUCAAACAGGACUUCCCAUGUGUGCACUAGGGGCAUUUUUUGGACCUCUGAGAUUAGGGCCCGUUAAUAAACAGCAGUAUUUGAGCACAUACUUACCCUGGGCCAUCAGAUGUGGAACUAAUUCCAAGUUUUUGAUGGCUGUAUAUUGGGAGAAACAUUGGGAACAAAAUCUGACAGAUUUACGAAAGGAACUAAAUAUAGAACCAGCUCCUGUACUUUAAGAAAACAAAUAAAUAUUUAGUGCUA
Mytilus trossulus (common blue mussel) is the source of this 869-nucleotide messenger RNA. Its product is annotated as ubiquinone biosynthesis protein COQ4 homolog, mitochondrial-like. The coding region runs from base 11 to 844 and encodes 277 amino acids. The record is from RefSeq and is a predicted model, not a curated record. NCBI's taxonomy places the organism in Eukaryota, Metazoa, Mollusca, Bivalvia, Mytilida, Mytilidae. Gene Ontology annotation, biological process: ubiquinone biosynthetic process. Gene Ontology annotation, cellular component: mitochondrion; mitochondrial inner membrane. The transcript has 7 exons.